Messenger RNA from Durusdinium trenchii, 2551 nucleotides. Lineage: Eukaryota; Dinophyceae; Suessiales; Symbiodiniaceae. The record is from the annotation of a GenBank genome assembly.
GAAGAUGGCGAUGGGCUUUGUGAUCUAGGGAGUUUUGCUUCCUUUCUUUUCAAGGGGUUGAAGGGCUUGGUUUCGAACACCUCAUUGCCUCCAUCAGCUACACUCUCCUCAUCUCUUGCUGAGGCUGCUGUGCCGAAGGGCCAGCGCGAAGAUGACAGCCAGUGUUCGCUUGCAGGUGCCAUCACUGCUGCCAUCAUGAAUGGAGACUAUUGUUCUGAUGAUUCUGGUGGUGAGAAGCAGGAUGCCGUCCCCAUGAACGCUGCUCGUCCCCAUGGACAAGAUGCCGCAGCUGCUGCCGCCGCCAUGGAAGGAGAGCGUCCAGAUGCAACACCUCCAGAUGCUGAGGCUGCCCCUGCUGCCGACGGACCAAUCCCUUCAACUUCAGAUGCUGCGGCUGAUCCCGAUGGACCAACUUCUUCACAGGCAGCGGCUGCCCCUGCCGCCGAUGGACCAAUUCCUUCAGAAGCUGCGGCUGCUCAUGCCUCCGAUGAGCUGCCAAAGCCUUCAGAUGCUGCAGCUGCUCCUGCCGCGCGUGAACCAAACCCUUCAGAAGCUCCAGCUGCUCCUGUCCCCGGUGGGCCAACACUCCAAUCCGCUGGUGGUGUUUCCCUUGAAGACUGCCAGGAACAGCUGGACCAUGCUUGUGGGCAGUAUCCAGACUUGGCAAAUAUUGAAGCCAGCUGUGCUGAAGUCAUGGCAGCUCUCUUGCGCAAAGAGCACUAUUCAGAUCCUGCUUCAAAGAUCCUGUCCAACUUGGCAAGUCACCCUGAUCUUCUCAUUGCCGCAUCCAUUUGCUCUGGCACUGGGUCGUUUGAACAGGUCUUGCAUCAUGCUACCAUCGCACUGCGAGAAGCAUUUGGCUUGUGUAGCGGCCAUGUGGAGCCAGCUUUUGCUUCGGAGUUGGUGGAUAAUAAAGCUCGCUACUGCAUGUCGGUCCUCACAGAGCUGACAGAUGGUGGCGAGUUUUGCAUGUAUAAGGAUGCAACAAAACUAUUGGACGAUAGCUCCCGACAGUGCGCGAUGCAUUGUGGUAAGCCUUGCCGCUUGCCCGAGAAGUUGACUUGCUUCAGUGCAGGGUUCAGCUGUACUUCAUACAGUAUGCUUAGCAAAGAUGCAACCAAGAAUGCCACAGCCAUGCAGAAAGCAAAGGACGAUGACCCGGAAGGACACGUGGCCAGCGUCACAACCUUUCAUGCCUGCCUGGAUGUUGUUGACACGAGCCGACCCACGUGGGCAAUCUUUGAGAAUGUGGAAUCAAUAGAUCGCGAAGUGGACCCAGACACGCAAACCAAUCUCCAGCUUUGCUUAGCAGCUUUGGAAGAGAGAGGUUACGUUGCCCGGAGUUUCUUGCUGGAUGCCCUUUGGUACGGCCUACCUCAAUCUCGGCGACGGGUGUACAUUGUAUGCCUUGCUGUGGGCGAUCGCGAAAUAGGCUGUUCUGCUGAGGACUUUUUUAACAGCGUUGAGAACCUUCUGGGCAAGCUCUACAUGGAUGCACCCCCAGCGGACGAGUUCCUUCUUCCGGAUGAUGACCCUCGUGUGCUUCAGUACCUCGAUACGCUGAAGUCCGAGAGGGACAAGAAAUUGUCCAAAGAUGAGGAAAAGGAGGAGAGACUGGAGAAGUGGAUGGCCUUGCAUAUGAGCGUCGCCGAGAAGCGCGGGAUUGAGUGGCCACUACAAAUUCAUCCAGAUAUUCGGCAGUCCGAGUGGUUUGGGAUCUUGACAGAGCGUGCAAAAGAGGUGGUGGGCUUUGGUUCUGACGAGCGAGAGCGCUUGGGUCGGCGCAUUGACUACUGCGACUGCUACCAUUCUGCAAACCGCUAUGCAACAUCACACACGCAUUUUCCGAUUUGCCUGCCCAGGACAAUCGGAUGGUCCUAUGUAAGGCAAAGAUUGGUGCUUGGAAGAGAGCUGAUGAUGCUACAGGGACACACCCCGCUUAACGAUGAUGCCAACAUUGACGAGGGCAAACCCUUUUCAGAGUCCCUUUUGGGAAACUUGGCAGGAAACGCGCCGCUUGGACAGUGCCAGUGAUUGAUACGGUACGUUUUUAUUGUUUCAUAACUUAACUGAGUAUCUAUAUUUGUCAACGUUUGUCAUAUGUUUGGAUAUAUACAGCAGUAUACAAACAAACCAAUAGACUGAGCAUUGUGAUUGGGACGACUGCUGCCAUUAAUGCAUUGUUUCAGUCCUUUUGUGAGCGAAAGGUAAGUCUACAGAGGUUUUUAUCAAGGCUUAGAGCCCAUGCAGACUGUCACCUUUCAUAUUGCAUGGUGGCUUGAGGUUUGCAGGGAAUGUCCUUUGCGCGGUCAUCAUGUCCGUGCUGUGUUCGAUUCGAUAUGUGACAGUAUCGGAGUUUGAUGAAACCGAUGAGAUCAUGGAUCUUGUUUCACAACUCGGUUCUUAGAGUUCUAUGUGCAGUGCAGGUUCAGUACAGCAAUUGAUGGAUUGUAGCUUUGCUGUUUUUCAAUGCAGCAUGCGAAGUAGCUGCAUUGUUGGGAAGCCAAGCCGCAGCCAUCCCAUCCAGAGUUUACUCCAGCAGCGAUCAAAG